GCUUCAGUAGACAGGGACAAGGGGCAGAGGUGAGAGGUGAGAGGUGAGAGCAAGAUUUGGUUUGUGACUUGUCACAUACCAUCAUGCCUCCACUGGAGAAACCACAACAUACCAAGCCCUUCAAACUCAGGAAAAGUUUUGCGACAAGAAAGCAAGAGGUAGCCGGGAUUCGCUCAAAAUUUCCAACCAAGAUUCCCGUUAUAAUCGAAAGAUACUCCAGGGAAAAGUACCUGCCUCCGCUGGAUAAGACGAAAUUUCUUGUCCCACAAGAACUAUCCAUGACUCAAUUUGUAACCGUUAUCAGAAACAGGAUGUCUCUCAUGCCAAGUCAAGCCUUCUAUUUGCUAAUUAACAACAACGGACUGGCCAGUAUGUCACUCACCAUGGCACAGGUCUACAAGGACCACAAAGACGACGAUGGCUUUCUGUACAUGACGUACGCUUCUCAGGAAAUGUUCGGGAACACUCGAGAAUGCGUGGACGCGUUUAAAACUAGUCACGUAGCUGACUAGUUUGCUGAUCAAAUCCUUCCAUUUUUUUAGUCCGGAAAUAUACAGUUUUAGCAGAUCCAAUAGCAGAUUGCGCAUUUCUAUGUACUUCUGCAUUUAUGAAACCAUACCCCCUGAUUUUAUUAUUUUUUGUAUAAUUUUUAAAGGAUGAAAAUAAUAAAUAUUGUUUGGAAUGA
Molecule: messenger RNA, 685 nt
Organism: Anguilla anguilla (European eel)
Lineage: Eukaryota; Metazoa; Chordata; Actinopteri; Anguilliformes; Anguillidae
Gene: map1lc3c
Product: microtubule-associated protein 1 light chain 3 gamma
Exons: 4
Coding region: 84-512 (142 amino acids)
Biological process (GO): autophagosome assembly; autophagy of mitochondrion; macroautophagy
Cellular component (GO): autophagosome membrane; autophagosome; cytosol
Molecular function (GO): ubiquitin protein ligase binding
Source: RefSeq, a predicted model, not a curated record